AUGUUGGGAGAUUACGAUAUAACGGAGGAAGACAUGUUAAUCGAUGAAGCUCAAGGCUACCCUAUAGCUUACGCAAAGAUCUGCCGCGAUUUCAACACUUUUCCGUACAGAAAUGGACCUCCUUUCACCUUCAUACCCUACAUUCUCCAGCAGAACGAGAGUUCAAGAAGCAGAGAAGUAGAUCAGAUGUUCCCUGUAAUUGAUCCAAAAGCAAGACCUACUACAAAACCAAAGAUCUUUUUAAGUCUUCUCUGGAAACAACUCAAUCAUUUAGGAAAUGCUGGGUUUGAUCCAGCUGUAAUCCGGAUAGAUCCAUAUGGGAAUGUACUCUACUUCCACGCUGAUUCAGCUUCUCCUCUUGCUUGGGGUUUUGAUCAUUGGUUCCCUUGCUCAAGAGGAGGUUUAACAGUACCAAGCAACCUAAGGAUAGUGCAGUGGCAAGCACGCAAGAACAAGAAGGACAAACUUGAGUUCCUUGUACCAUGGUGGGAUCUUCAAGUUGGCAUCUCAGUGAACCAGUUCCUCUCUAUCUUUGCCGCUUCAAGUUCUGAUUUCAAGAAGAGAGCGUUUUCAUUCUUGUUCAAAGAAGGUGAAAGCGAGGAGCUUAACGGCUCACAAACAGUUGACUCAUAUCGUUUCCCAAACCAUUUUAUGGAAUCAAAAGACAAGUGUGGUCUUGCUUCAGCUGCAGUUGUUGUCUCUAGGAGAGAGCCUUAUGACCCUUCAUUAGUAUUGAGAUCACUUGAUUACAAUCGUCAACAAACACCUGCGAGGAAGAUGAAGGAGACGCCAGAUUUGAUGAAGAAUCCUUAUCAAGCCAUUGUUGCUGCUAGGGAUUCACUGAGAAACCGAGAGGAAGCGCAGAGUAUGAGAGUUGAGAUGAAGAAGUUAGAUGAUGAAAUGAAUGAUUUGAAGAGUAAGAACAGUGAAGAGCAGGUUAGUAUUCAGGAGCUUGAGAGUGAGCUGAUUAAGCGGAGAAGAAGAGCUGAGAAGUGCAGGAGAUUAGCAGAAGCUCAAUGCUCUUAUAGGAAUACACUUGAGAAGAUGAUCAGGGAUGCUAUGCACCAGAGUGUUGUGUAUAAAGAACAAGUGAGGUUAAACCAGGCUGCAAGUAGUGCACUGAUGGCGAGGUUAGAGGCGCAAAAGGCGAUAUGUGAUGGUUCAGAGAAAGAGCUUCACAAGAAGUUUAAAGAAAGAGAGGAGCUGGAGAGUCAAGUGAGGCCUGAACUGGAGAAAGCAAGGAAAAGAUCAAGAGUUUUGCUGAAUGAUGAAGAUGACUUGUUGCUGCUAGAGGAUAGAGACAGCAAGUUGUCUUUGUAUCUGCCUGGAACUAGUGAAGAUACAUCAUUACAAAAGGAGUUAAGAGUGGACCUUGAAGAAGAACACAAAGCAGUAGCAGCUUCUGAGGUUGAAACUCAGAAGCAUGGGGAAAUAGAGGAAGUGGAAGAGGUUCCUGAGAAAUCUCUUGUUGCAUUAGAAAAGCUAGAAGAUGGGAAGAGAAGCAGCAGAAGCUUUAGAGCAUUACCUGUAUUCAAUGAACCAGAGAUAGAGGAAGAUGAAGAAAGCAGGAGAGAGCGAGGGAAAGGAAACGUUGAGAAAUGGCUCCAUGUUCUACUUGAAAACAACAGUAAAGACAAUCCACAAGACCUACAAGCUGAUGAAAGAAGCAAAAAGAUUGAUGAAAUGAUAGAGAAACUAGACCACAAGUUCCCUCUACUUGAAAAGGUUAAUGAAGAAGAAGAUCUGGACUUGCAGGAGGAGGCAAAGAAGGUGGAAACAAGAGCUGAAAGCAGCUCACGUAGGAGCAGAGCUAGUUUUGAUUUGAAGAACACACCAGAGAAGAGUGGGAGAGAUAAAGUGGUGAAGAGAUCAGAGAGUGCUAGAGCUUUCAGAAGAAUCCCAUCAUCUCCUUCACUCUUCUUUGGAAUGAAAAAGGACUGCGUCAAGAAGAAGCCUGUGGUUUCAGGUCAAGACGAUGAGAAGGAGUAUCUUGUCAAGAACAACUUCAUCAAGUCAUCUUUCCAAACUAUCAAACGAGUUGUCAAAUUCUAG
Messenger RNA from Eruca vesicaria subsp. sativa (arugula), 2052 nucleotides. Lineage: Eukaryota; Viridiplantae; Streptophyta; Magnoliopsida; Brassicales; Brassicaceae. The record is from the annotation of a GenBank genome assembly.